Molecule: messenger RNA, 1614 nt
Organism: Striga asiatica
Lineage: Eukaryota; Viridiplantae; Streptophyta; Magnoliopsida; Lamiales; Orobanchaceae
Source: the annotation of a GenBank genome assembly
AUGUUUGGACCAGAAAGGUACCUUGGAGAACUGAAAGGUUAUGUUGGAAAUUGGAGUCGUCCUGAAGCCUCUAUAGCUGAAGGAUAUUUGGUAGAAGAGGGUUUAAUAUUUUGCUCAAGAUAUUUGCAUGAUGGUUCAAAGAAGAAAUCCAAAAACUCUAGUCGAAGCUCUGUAGAAGCAACAGGCAAUGAUAUAUCAGUUAUUUUUCCUAAAGUGGGUCGUCCUCUUGGGAGAAGAAAGGGAGGGAAGAAAGGAGCAUUUUCUCUAGACUCCAACACGCAAAGAUUAGCACAUCGGUAUGUUAUAUUCAAUUUCCAGGAUGAGCUUGUUGAAAAAUACAUCAAAAAAAGGUGGAGGCAAGCCCAACAACAUAGCCAAGAACUCAUGGUUUGGUUUAAAGAAAAAGUAGAGUUAGAACAAGUUCCUGAUCAUAUUAAAUGGUUAGCUUUGGGACCUUCUCACAUUGCAAGGAGAUACACAGGGUACUUCAUUAAUGGGUAUAGAUUCUAUACUCAAGAACGUGAUGCAAAAUUGACAACCCAAAACAGUGGAGUUACUUUGACCGCCUUGACUUCAAGUUUCUCAAGUACUAAGGAUCUCAAUCCUAGUGUUGAUGGGAUCACUUAUUAUGGAAGGAUAAAUGAUAUCAUUGAGAUUGACUAUUGGGGUUCUUUUAGUGUUGUCCUAUUCAGGUGUGAGUGGUUUCAAGAGGAUCUUGAUUCAUAUGGUCUGACAUGUGUCAAUUUCAACAAACUGUGCUAUGAAGAUGAUCCUUUUGUCUUGGCCUCACAAGUUCAUCAAGUCUUUUAUGUGAAAGAUGCUACUGAAAAGGGUUGCCAUUAUGUAAUGAAAAAAUUAUCAAAAGACUUCAUUAAUAUUAUGGACCAUACAGAGGACGCAUACUUUGCUGAGCUUACUGAAUCUGUGGAGGAAAGGAUGGUGUCUAUUCCCAAUGACGAUGAUGAAAAUAGUUGGAUCCGAGAAGGUGUUCCUCCCAUUGUUCUUGAUUAUCCAGUUGAAAACCAAGAGACUAAUUCAGAAUCAUAUGAUACAGUUGGAAGUGAUACCCCAACUACAGCUACUGCUAAUGUAUCUCAAAUGGGGCGAACUAAUGAGUGGAAGCCAUCAUUUGCAGUUGCCGAAGUUGGAAUUCCUCAUCAGGCUUGCGCUUGUCCUGCUCUUGCUAAUGAUAGGUUUCAUGGUGAUAGUGACGUGCGGCUUAUUGUUCCUAAAGUACCAGCAAAGACAGACAAAUCCGACCAAGUUAACACUCAAUCUGAGGGCGACGACGCAUCUAUGAUGAACAACGGCAACGAGCACAUAUAUCUAUGUCAACAGCAGAUGCUCGCCCAAGUCAUUGCAUUUCCUUACAUGCUGCCAAAUAUGAUGGUGCCAUGCGCGGACGUGCCGAAUGUGACGAUUCCAGGCGUGCUGGUUAAUACACUGCAAAGGCCAACCUUAGAUGGCAAUCAUGUCUCAACAUGUUCUGUUUGCUUAGAUGGCAAUGAGAGCUCAAAAUUUUUGAAGCCUAUUGGGAAGGAGCUGAAGAAGAUCAAAUUGGCCAAAAGGAAGCAUCACGGCAAAGGCAAGAUCAGGAAGAAGCACAAUAUAUAA